This is a messenger RNA of Odocoileus virginianus texanus, 2785 nucleotides long. NCBI's taxonomy places the organism in Eukaryota, Metazoa, Chordata, Mammalia, Artiodactyla, Cervidae. The record is from RefSeq and is a predicted model, not a curated record.
AUGAGUUUUCUUUUUCUUCCAGGCCGGGCCAUCUCCUUUGUGACCAAGAACUUCUUUUCCAAAGUUAACGGAAACAGAGGCGGUGCUCCCAACGUGGCCGUGGUGAUGGUGGAUGGCUGGCCCACGGACAAGGUGGAGGAGGCCUCGAGGUUGGCGAGAGAGUCAGGAAUCAACAUUUUCUUCAUCACCAUUGAAGGUGCCUCUGAAAAUGAGAAGCAGUACAUGCUGGAGCCCAACUUUGCAAACAAGGCUGUGUGCAGAACCAACGGCUUCUACUCACUCACCGUGCAGAACUGGUUCAGCCUCCACAAGACCGUGCAGCCCCUGGUGAAGCGGGUCUGUGACACUGACCGACUGGCCUGCAGCAAGACCUGCUUCAACUCGGCCGACAUCGGCUUCGUCAUCGAUGGCUCCAGCAGCGUGGGGACCAGCAACUUCCGCACGGUCCUCCAGUUUGUGGCCAACCUCAGCAGGGAGUUUGAGAUCUCAGACACGGACACGCGGAUCGGGGCCGUGCAGUACACCUACGAGCAGCGGCUGGAGUUUGGGUUUGAUGAGUACAGCACCAAAUCUGAUGUCCUCAACGCCAUCAAGAGGGUGGGGUACUGGAGUGGCGGGACCAGCACGGGGGCUGCCAUCAACUAUGCCCUGGAGCUGCUCUUCAAGAAGUCCAAGCCCAACAAGAGGAAGCUAAUGGUACUCAUCACCGACGGGAGGUCCUAUGACGACAUCCGGAUACCAGCCAUGCUCGCCCAUCACAAGGGCGUGAUCACCUAUGCCAUAGGAGUGGCCUGGGCUGCCCAGGACGAGCUGGACGUCAUCGCCACUCACCCUGCCAGGGACCACGCCUUCUUCGUAGACGAGUUUGACAACCUCUACAAAAUCGUCCCCAAGGUCAUUCAGAACAUCUGUACAGAGUUCAACUCACAGCCUCGGAACUGAGUUCAGAGCAGGCCAAGCACCAGCAAAAGCUACUCUCCCGACUGGCUCUGGGAUGACCCCCAACACUUUACGGGGCACACAUGGGACAGCCAGGAAGGCAGGGCUUGCAAACCACGUCUUGUUAUUUUUCUUUGCCAGGGUGGUUUUUCAUACUUGGAGUUAGAAAGAUGAUCAUUAAUUUGUAGGAUGAGCCAAAAAGAUACCCUGCUUUGGGAAUGCUGGGGAUUUUACAUUUUGAGAAUUGUUUUUAAAAUAAAUAUUGAGAAUAGAACAAAGCACUUAUAACAGGCUUACCUAGAGCUUUUAUGAGAUUUUUAACAUCUUCAUCUCCAGUCAGAAAUCUGUUAACUCCCCACAAGUCUCAUUUUUGUCACGACAAUAUAGGAGUUGUUUAAUUGCAUGUUUGAAAGGAUUUCAUGCAAUCACUGUGUGUUCUGGGGCGUGGCCACAGGGUUGCAGCAGGGCCACCCUCUGUUCAUGCCCCAGAGCACCUGCCGCGCGCUCUCCUGGCUCAAGGUGAUGGCGCAUCCACGUGGGUGCAAGGACAACAGGCCGCCGCACGGCUGCUCCUGGCUUACCUCCGUCUUCUCUGUUACAGGAAUCACUGUGUUCCUGCAGGGAAUGGCCCUGGAGCACCACACUGACCUGGCUUCUUCUCUUUUUUUUCCCCUUAUUCUUUUUUUUUAUUGAAGUAUCAUUGCUUUACCAUGCUGUGUUGGUUUCUGCUGCACAACGACGUGAAUCUGCUAUGUGUAUGCAUAAGUCCCCUCCGUCUUGAGCCUCCCACCCUUCUAGUGACCUGGCUUUAGAGACAUCAGGCUGGUAUAGCCACUGUCAGCCCAAGCUGCUUGUUAGAAUCGUUUUAGAGUAAAAUGCUCAUUCCCAGGUCCCAUCCCAACCUAUGAAAGCUGAGUCUUUGGGACGAAAACCGGAUGGAUCAUCGGCAGGUCUGACGAGCUCUCUGAUGAUACUGAUGAUGUGCUGCCAGGAUGGAGAACUACGAGCUGCCUCAGAGGGUCAGUGUUAGAGCUGUUACAUGGGAGAGUCCCCGUUUAUGUGCCUGCUAUUCUGCGUCCCAUUUAGUUUAACAUCCAUCUUGGAUAUUUCAUUUGUUAACUAGAUACUACUAUUAAUAGUUCCAUUCAAAUAAGCUGGCCUGGGUUUGGUUGAACCCCACUUUUUACUUAUUCAUUAGGAUAUGAAAUUACAUAGGCGAUAGGGAGCAUUCAGAAGCAUUCUAAAUAGCUAUACCCUACUUGACAAGUUAUAUUCUGUAAAAAUGUAUUUUGGAGAAUGGUACUCUGAAUACAAGCCAAAAGAUAGUACCUGUAUUAAUACUUGGGGUAAAAUAUUUAUGUAAGAAAUUUUGAAUCAAAAACAGUAUCCAUUUAGUAGAAUUUGUGUAGAAUUUACCAAUCUCUCAAUACCCGAGGGGUUAUCGGCAAUUAAAAAUGUUGUGGUCUACCAAGAAAGGUGUCAAUGAUUUCAAAUUUAUUAACCAUAAACUUUACUUCAAAAGCAAUUGCAAACAGAUUUGUUCAAAAACUUCAGAAUAUGACAACUAGCUUCAAAAAGUAAAUUCUUCAUUAAGGUGCCAGUGACAGAUUUAGCUAGGAAACUAAUUACAAGACAUAAGUACUAGGGGCAAUUAUUCUGCCUAUUAUUUUGAAUGUGCAGGUAAUUGAUAUAUUUUUCAAUGUUGCUUCAAUGUACACAAGUUAAUUUUUUAAAGAAAAGUCUUAUUUUGGAAAAGAGCUUUGGAAUAUAAUUAUUUUACAGAGGCUUUAACGUGAAAACCAAUUUGUCAUCAAUAAGUAAAUAUUUCCAAAAAUGAUAUAACUUA